CAUACCCCCCCUCCCCGGCCCGCCGCAGCGGAGGCCGGCGGCGGCUGCGUGCAGGACGGGCAGAGCUACAGCGACAAGGACGUGUGGAAGCCGGAGCCGUGCCGGAUCUGCGUGUGCGACACGGGGACCGUGCUGUGCGACGAGAUCAUCUGCGAGGAGCUGCGGGACUGCCCCAGCCCCGAGAUCCCCUUCGGAGAGUGCUGCCCCAUCUGCCCCGCCGAGCCCCCCGCCGCCACCGCCCAUCUCACCCCCUGCUUUGCCUUGCAGGGACAGAAAGGUGAACCCGGCGAUAUUAAAGAUGUUGUAGGACCCCGAGGGCCUCCGGGACCGCAGGUGGGAACGCGUUUCUCCGGGCGCAUUGCUGGAAUAUUUGUGGGGGGGGGGGUGCGGAAAG
Messenger RNA from Oxyura jamaicensis (ruddy duck), 394 nucleotides. Its product is annotated as collagen alpha-1(II) chain-like. The record is from RefSeq and is a predicted model, not a curated record. The transcript is spliced from 3 exons. The annotation marks the transcript as partial. Gene Ontology annotation, molecular function: protein binding. Lineage: Eukaryota; Metazoa; Chordata; Aves; Anseriformes; Anatidae.